AUGAUGGACCGGUCGGUCAAUCAAUCUGGUGGCCAAACAUCCAGUAGCAAUAUAAACAACAGCAUUAGCAGUGAUCCAUUGACUUCAUCAAUGUUAAUAUAUAUAACAGUGUCACCUUGGGACGACCGCCAGUCAAUCAGUGGCAUCAAUGUACAUACUCUGAUCGGUGACAUACAGGUGUUCUUCAAGCAAACUGGACGAAGCAUUAAAAUACGCGAGUUGGACAAUUAUGCAUUGUACAAGUCGUUGGACUAUGGCACACGAGCUCAUCUACCGUCAACAGUUGGCGACGCCCUGCACAUAUCGAUGGAUAACGGACUACAGCAACACAAGACCACAACGCGCAUCAAGCUGAAAGGAAGCGGGCACUUCAAACGCCGUCUGCGCAUGUCAAACAACCAGACGCUGCACACAUACAACAUUAACGGCGGCACUCAUCUUGAGCUCCGCCAGGUGUCUUCCUCUCUGGCCGCUGGUGGUGGGAUGCCCCGCUGGUUCUACAAGACCAUCGUGCCGUCCAAUCAGCUUGAGACCUUGCUCAAGGAGUCGGCCACCGCAUCGAAUCCCAGCUCGCCCACCCAGCCACACCAACAUCGUGGCUCAUCAGGUGGCGUACAACUCGUGGAGAUCAGCAACGAUCGUGGGAGUGGUGGAUCGUCUGGCGGCGGUGGCAGCAACAGGUCGGCAUCGCCAUCAAUCUCGGUAGAUCCGCUAAUGGGCAGGUCUUUGCGCAACGUCUCAGACUUUGUGGACACAAUCAAGACAAACAAAAUAGUGAUGGUUGAGUCGCCCAAGCGAUCUGUUCGUCUCUGGCGCUUCGCCACACCAACACACAAUCACAACAAGCGUGUGCUCGACGUUGUCCAGCGCAUCGAGAACCACUUCCCCUCGAUCUUACCCGAGUCACAACUGCCCAAUGUGCAGGACACCGAACAGCCCCUGAUGGACGACCGAUGGGAGGCGCGCAUCAGCUCGUCCGACGACCUGGUGUCCAAGUGCCUGUGCAUGGAGGACAACCUGGGGCAAGAGUCACUCAAACAAGAGUACAUCGAGUUCUCCCUGCGCUUUGAGCAGCGCACAUCACUUCUGAUUGGCGUGGAUAGUCGUGUGCUCGUGUGGAUCGAUCCCAUCGAGACCUACUUCACGCUCUGCUUCAGCGGCACCAACACGACAGUGCACGAUGCCAUCACCUUCAUUGUACAAUAUCUCUAUCCCGCAGCUACAUCAACUACCGCCAUGCCUCAACAUAGUCAUGGACUUGGACUUGGACUUGGGCAAGGUAAUGGACAAUCAUCGCCACCAUUGGUGCCCGGAUCUUCUUUGGCUGAUCUGAUCAGUGGCUAUGGACUGUAUCUUCAUGAGACUAGCGAAGCCAAGCCCAUCGCACUGCAACACAAACAGUUAUUGUCUAAUUGUAAGAUGGGCGGCAAGUUGGACAUGGACGAGGACAUCACACUCAUGUUUAAGGCGCGCCAUCAGCGACGGAGCAAGAAGCCGGCGUGGACAACCGAGUCCCCUUUAACUGCACACCUGCCUCCGCCCCCGCUGCCAUCACUUAUCGUCACUGAUAUCGAGGAGGACAACACUUCAAACAGCGAAUCAGACGUCGGCGAUGACAUUGAUGAGGAUGGACUGGACGACGAGGAAGGCCACAACCUGACUGUCCUAUUCCCUUCGCAUCAAACAUAUCGCCAGUUCCACUUCAACCCCAACCGCACAGUCAACGAGAUCAUACAGUAUAUCAUCGACUCGACUACAUCUAGCAAGCAGGAUGACCUCGAUAGCAGUGGGAGCAUCGUCAGUCCGAGCACGGAAGACGCCUCAACAUCUGGCGCCACCACGCCAAUGCGCCUGAGUCUCUCGUCCAACCGACACAGCUUCACGACCAAGCCAAUAUCGCCCGACGCUGCGUGUGAGCAACGCAGCAUAUCGACCUUUAGAAACAAGAUAUUCAACAAUGUCAGCGAGACUGACGGUCUCUGUCUGUACCACCAGAAGGAUGGCGCAGGUGUGUGGAUGGAGGGCAAUCGCACGCUACUCUCAUACUGUCUGCCGCGUGAGGUUGUCGUCGAGUUCAAGCAGCCGCCCACCAUCAGCAGGAUGACACUGGUCGAGGGCAUCAGGAACACGAUCAAGGUGCACUACAAGCAACAAUCAUUCAUCGUGGUGUAUGGUCGCUACACGAUGAUCAAUGAUCUACGCGACCUCCUCCUGGAGAACUGCUGUACCUCACCAGAGGAAGAGAGGGAGGUGGAGUCAUGCGAGAUGUAUCUCGUCAAAGCCAGUGGACUAACAAUACCACUCAAUCACAUUGAUCGAUUCGAGCUCAUCCAAAUUGACACACAGGACAUCAUUGAGUUCCGACCUACAUUGAUUCAAUCCAUGUUGAUUAAGGAGUCCCUGCAGGACUUUGUUGGACCACAGACAUUGGCUGUGAUUCCAGGCGAACAUAUUCUACACAAGCGUAACAGCGAGAGGGUCGUGGGCGGCCAACACAAGAAGGGCAUGAUGUUCCUGACGAACUACAGGUUCAUCUUCAACGCCUAUAAUCGAUCUUCUUACGACGAUGCUGGCACUAAGGACGACUGCGACCUGCCCAUCACGCUGAUCCACCGAGUCAAACACUCGAGCAACACCAACUUGACCGAGCUCACUUGCAAGGACUUCCGAGUGUGUGUCUUCCCCACGGGCGACAUGGCCAUCUGGGACAAGCUGCGCUCAUACCACGAGUCUGGCGACAUCAGCAAGACAUUCGCUUUCUCCAACGCCGAACCCAUGGACGCCAGUCUCGACACGGUCUACAACGUGGUGGACGAGUUCAUCAGACUCAAGUUCCCCAUCACCGACUGGCGAAUCACCUAUGUCAACCAGGACUAUGGCAUGUGUCCGACGUACCCAUCGCAGUUCAUCGUGCCCGAGUCCGUGUCGGACGAUCAGCUGAACAAGAUCGCGUCCUUCCGUGAGAAGGGCCGAGUGCCCGCCAUUUGCUGGAUACACAGUCUACACCGCUCGACCAUCUCACGAUGCAGCCAGCCACGCGUCGGCAUCUUCAAGUCCAAGUGCAAUGAGGACGAAGAGUACCUACGCGUGAUCACCAAGUCCAACACCAACUGCAAGAUACUCACAGUGAUGGACUCUCGGCCCAUGGCCAACGCCAAAGCCAACACACUCCUUGGCAAAGGUCACGAGGACACCAAUCUCUACUCCAACGUUGAGCUCAAGUUCUUGGGUAUUGGCAACAUACAUGUGAUGAGGGACAGCUACAAGAAGCUGUUCACAGCCAUCCAAUCACCUGAUACCAACCUUGCUUGGUUGUCAUUGUUGGAGGACUCGCAGUACUUGCAGCACAUACAUCAGUUGAUACAUGCAGCCAACAUGGUGGUGGACCUUGUGGAUAAGAAGGGCGCAUCAGUACUCACACAUUGCAGUGAUGGAUGGGAUCGCACCUCGCAACUCGUCUCUCUGUCACAGCUGCUGCUCGACCCAUACUAUCGCACAAUCAAGGGAUUCCAGGUGUUGAUCGAGAAGGAGUGGCUGAGCUUUGGCUACCAGUUCACGUUGCGUUGCAACCACAUCACGCAGGGCAACAACGACGAGGACUUCUCGCCCAUCUUUUUGAUGUUUAUCGAUGCCGUGUGGCAACUGACCAACCUGUUCCCGACGACCUUCCAGUUCAACGAGCGAUUCCUCAUGGCCAUCUUGGACGCCAUGUACAACUGCAAGUACGGCACAUUCCUGUUCAAUAGUCAACGCGAGCGAAACAUACAGAUCAAGUACAAUGGAGCACUUGCUUCGCUGUGGACACAGAUCAACGCGGACCUCGAGCAACACACCAACUACUUCUACAUCAACAAUCCCAAACCACUAUUCCAUCACUACUUCCCUGCCGACAUCCAAUUCUGGAGCAACUACUAUCUGCGAUGGAAGGACAACUACGAACCAAGGAUGCUCAUCGACUCCACAAUCAUGUCGAGUGUGCUGGAGACAAAGAAGAGUGUUCUUGGUGCUACCAAAUCAGGUAGUAGUAACAAAUAA
Molecule: messenger RNA, 4035 nt
Organism: Acytostelium subglobosum LB1
Lineage: Eukaryota; Evosea; Eumycetozoa; Acytosteliales; Acytosteliaceae
Exons: 3
Coding region: 1-4035 (1344 amino acids)
Source: RefSeq, a predicted model, not a curated record